Messenger RNA from Chenopodium quinoa (quinoa), 1878 nucleotides. RefSeq names its product putative amidase C869.01. The transcript has 5 exons. The record is from RefSeq and is a predicted model, not a curated record. Lineage: Eukaryota; Viridiplantae; Streptophyta; Magnoliopsida; Caryophyllales; Amaranthaceae. The coding region runs from base 124 to 1677 and encodes 517 amino acids.
CUGAAAGUCAACGAAUUUCAACUAACCAAACUAUUUGACUUUGAUCCUUGCUUUUAGCUUUGCUUCUCAUCAUACAUUCAUAAUCAUCAUUAAGCAGAUUAAUACUACAAAUUAAUCUUAAUUAUGCCAGCUUUAAUCCUAUUAAUUCACUUCCUACUAAUUCUUCUCACCAUCAUAACACCAGCCAACUCUCUAAACACACAUUUUCCAAUCAAAGAAGCUACUAUAAAUGAUCUCCAAACUGCCUUCCAUCACAACAAACUUACCUCAAAAAAACUAGUACAGUUCUACUUGCAACAAAUUCAAAAACUCAACCCGAUUCUUAGAGCUGUCAUCGAGGUAAACCCGGAUGCUCUUAAGCAGGCCGAGGAGGCUGAUAGAAGGAGGGCGAUAGCAAGGAAGUGUCACUCAGUCGAAGGUCCAGGGCUUGAUGGGAUACCGAUAUUGCUCAAGGACAAUAUUGGUACAAAAGAUAAGCUGAAUACAACUGCAGGAUCAUAUGCAUUGUUGGGUUCAGUUGUUCCUAGGGAUGCCGGAGUUGUCAAGAGGCUAAGGAAGGCUGGCGCUAUCAUUCUUGGGAAGGCUAGCUUGAGUGAAUGGUGCCAUUUUAGGUCCUUUACCGCGCCUAAUGGGUGGUGUGCCAGAAUCGGCCAAGGCCAGAACCCUUACAAUCUCUCAGCAGAUCCUUGUGGCUCAAGUAGUGGACCAGCUAUAGCAGUAGCAGCAAACUUGGCAGCCGCUACUCUUGGGACCGAGACAGAUGGCUCCAUCCUAUGUCCUUCCAGCACCAAUUCAGUCGUAGGCAUCAAACCCACUCUCGGUCUCACUAGUCGUGGUGGCGUUAUACCAAUUAGUCCUACACAAGAUACAGUUGGGCCUAUCUGCAGGACUGUGGCAGAUGCAGCUUAUGUUUUGGAAUCCAUUGUAGGCUAUGAUCCUUAUGACUACGAAGCGACAAUGACUGCUAGAAAAUACAUACCACAAGGCAGCUAUGCUCAGUUUCUAAAGCUUGAUGGUCUAAAGGGGAAGAGGUUAGGAAUUGUAAGAAAUCCCUUUUUUGAACUUAUCAAAGAGUUUCCUGUACAAAACACAGCAUAUAAACAGCAUUUUCAUACUCUAAGUAAACAAGGAGCAGUAUUAGUUGAUGAUUUGGAAAUACCCAACAUUGAAGCUAUUCUGUCACAAGACCUGUCACAUAAUAAUGAGCUUAUUGUGAUGCUAGCUGAGUUCAAAUCGUCGUUAAAUUCCUACUUAAAACAACUAACUAAGUCUCCAGUUCGAUCUUUGGCCGAUAUAAUAGCAUUCAACAACCACAAUGCUGAAAAGGAAAUGAUCAAAGAAUAUGGUCAAGAAGUAUUUCUUUUUGCUGAAGCAACAAAUGGGUUUGGAUCCAAAGAGGAGAAAGCCUUGGCAACAUUAGCAAAAUGGUCGAGAAACGGGUUUGAGAAGAUCAUGGCAGAACACAAUUUAGAUGCAAUUAUAACACCUGGUUCGUCGUUUUCAACUGUUCUUGCCAUUGGAGGAUACCCAGGAAUUAGCGUUCCUGCAGGAUAUGAUAAAGACGGUGUGCCAUUUGGUAUAUGCUUUGGAGGCUUAAAGGGUACAGAACCUAAGCUUAUUGAGAUAGCCUAUGGUUUUGAACAAGCUACACAAAUUAGAAAGCCUCCUACACUUUGAUGGGUCCUAAAGUUGUCUUUACUAAUGUGUUUUUACAAUUUGGUUUCCAAAGCUAGAUUCAACUACAUAUUCUCAAGGAACUUCGAUUUUUGAUGUUAUUUUUAUGUCAACCAAACAAGUACUAAGAUGUGCAACUUCAGCAAAGCGGCUACUCUGAAAAGUCUCAAGGAAACAGUAAGGAUACAACAAUGCAUUCCACUC